Messenger RNA from Ogataea angusta, 594 nucleotides. RefSeq lists its product as uncharacterized. Gene Ontology annotation, molecular function: proton-transporting ATPase activity, rotational mechanism. The record is from RefSeq and is a predicted model, not a curated record. Gene Ontology annotation, biological process: proton transmembrane transport. Bases 1 to 594 code for a protein of 197 amino acids. Gene Ontology annotation, cellular component: proton-transporting V-type ATPase, V0 domain. Lineage: Eukaryota; Fungi; Ascomycota; Pichiomycetes; Pichiales; Pichiaceae. The transcript has a single exon.
AUGUCUGCGUCCGCAUCCUACCUCACGCUGACAGCAGCGCUUGUUGUUGGUGGCUACAUGCUGUUCAAUGGUUCUGGUGAGGCUUUCAACGUUGGAGCGUACCUGGAGUCCAUCUCGCCAUAUAUGUGGGCCACGAUUGGAAUAGGCUCGUGUAUUGGGUUUUCGGUCGUUGGAGCGGCCUGGGGCAUCUUCAUUACGGGCUCUUCCAUUCUUGGAGCGGGUGUGAAGGCUCCUCGCAUCACCACGAAGAAUCUGAUCUCGAUUAUUUUCUGUGAGGUUGUGGCCAUUUACGGUUUGAUCAUGGCCAUUGUGUUCUCAUCCAAACUCACUGCCGUCGACACGGCCUCCCUUUUCACCAAAGAAAAUCUAUACACGGGAUACUCGCUGUUUUGGGCUGGACUGACGGUGGGACUGAGCAACCUCAUCUGCGGAGUGGCGGUUGGUGUCACUGGAUCCACAGCAGCUAUCUCGGACGCCGCAGACUCGAGCUUGUUUGUGAAAAUCCUGGUCAUUGAGAUUUUUGGUUCCGUGUUAGGGCUUUUCGGACUCAUUGUGGGCCUGCUGAUGGCAGGUAAGGCCACCGAUUUUACAUAG